AUACACGUCUUCCAAUGUUGGAAGUGUUAAACACUGGCAAAGAUGAAAUCAUGAGCCUGAUGAUGAUGCCACGACAACUCAAGUAUGGAAGAUCUACCAAUCAUGAAGUAAUCGGAUCCGUUAGAAUACAUAAACCAUGCUCAGUCCACCCAUAUGCUAAUAGCUACGUUGGUUCAUUAUCAAAUAAAGCAUAUCCAUUUGGAUCGGAAAGCCAAUUACAAGAGUCUUGCCAAACUUCCUAGCUCCUCACGCUCUUACCUCUCGUUAUAUACAAACCCCACCACCUUUGUUCAGCAUUCAGUACAGUAGUAUCUUUUCUAGUAUGGAUUGGAAAGGCAAACAAGGUGAUGGAAUGAGAACAAUAAGCUUUCGAUAUGAAAACUACACUAACAGAAGGGCGUUCUUGAGAAGUUAUCCUCUUCAAUGGGGAGCGGAUGAUAAAUCCAACGGAGAUAUGGUGAGGGUCGCUGAUCAGCAUGAUCAAGAGAGACCCACGAAGAAGAUUAUCCAAGAUGAGUGCAAGAAAGAAGAUGUGCAGAAGGCUGUCGAUGGGCACAAUCAAAGGAGACCAGUGAAGAAGAUUAUUCAAGAUGACAAAUAUAUCGAAGAGGAUGUGGGGAAGGUUGUCGAUGGGCGGAAUCAAAUGAGACCCGUGAAGAAGAUUAUCCUCACUGUUUUGCACUGGGGUGGAGACAAAGUUUUGUUCUUUAGGAGAUUCAAACAUAAGCUAGCACUUUAUGCCAUUGCAUGUGUCCCUGCUGGCCUUAAGACCCCCAACGCCCUACUUUCAGCUUGAUCUCCUCCUUUUUCUUCCCAUCUUCUUCCAACAUAUAUGGGUUGCUAUCGUACAAAAAGGCAUUGCCAAUAAAUGUUUCAUGUAGUAUUCAAAUUGGAUUUCCAACCUAACAGGCCUGUUUCAAUAAAAUAUGAUAAUGCAACAAAAGGCUCUGCCCUCGGCACGUGAUACUUGUUCUAUCAUAACCAUUACCAUGACAGGAAUUUUUACAACUAAUGAUGGAAUAUAGGCAAUGAAUGGUUACAUCAUCAAUAAAAAAUUUAAAAAAAAAAAAAAAUCCAGAGAACGAGGAGAAAAAAAUGC
Molecule: messenger RNA, 1099 nt
Organism: Juglans microcarpa x Juglans regia
Lineage: Eukaryota; Viridiplantae; Streptophyta; Magnoliopsida; Fagales; Juglandaceae
Exons: 2
Coding region: 323-796 (157 amino acids)
Source: RefSeq, a predicted model, not a curated record